CCCAGUGGUGCUGCUGGGAAGGAUGGUUUUAUAAACGAGGAGUAAAGAAGCCCUGAGAAGAGAGAUCCAGAGGGGGAGAGGGUUUCCCCUGGGGGAGGGGAGGGGAGGGGGGCUGGAAUUUAAUGUUGCAUUUUGUAUCCCUCUCCACCUGAGAGAGAGGCACGCACACCAACCACCAGGAAGAGGAGAAGGCGAAAGGAAGAAAGGAGGAGAGGUGAUCAGAGGGAGAGAGAGAGACCAUGUCAGGGCGGCCCAGAACCACCUCCUUUGCAGAGAGCUGCAAACCAGUGCAGCAGCCUUCAGCAUUUGGCAGCAUGAAAGUUAGCAGAGAUAAAGAUGGCAGCAAAGUGACUACGGUGGUGGCAACUCCUGGACAGGGUCCGGAUCGACCACAAGAAGUUAGCUAUACAGACACCAAAGUGAUUGGAAACGGAUCUUUUGGUGUUGUGUAUCAAGCCAAACUCUGCGAUUCAGGAGAGCUUGUGGCCAUUAAGAAAGUUCUUCAGGACAAAAGAUUUAAGAACCGAGAGCUCCAGAUCAUGAGAAAGUUGGAUCACUGUAACAUUGUCCGAUUGCGAUACUUCUUCUACUCUAGCGGAGAGAAGAAAGACGAGGUGUACCUCAACUUGGUGCUGGACUACGUUCCUGAAACAGUAUACAGAGUUGCCAGACAUUAUAGUCGGGCCAAACAGACACUCCCUAUGAUCUAUGUCAAGUUGUACAUGUAUCAGCUGUUCCGGAGUUUAGCCUAUAUCCAUUCCUUUGGAAUCUGCCAUCGGGAUAUAAAACCACAGAACCUCUUGCUGGACCCUGAUACAGCUGUCCUAAAACUCUGUGACUUUGGAAGUGCAAAGCAGCUGGUUCGCGGAGAGCCUAAUGUCUCUUACAUCUGCUCUCGGUACUACAGGGCACCAGAGUUGAUCUUUGGAGCCACCGAUUAUACCUCCAGUAUAGAUGUGUGGUCAGCAGGCUGUGUAUUGGCUGAACUGUUACUUGGACAACCAAUCUUUCCAGGCGACAGUGGUGUGGAUCAGUUGGUGGAAAUAAUCAAGGUCCUGGGAACGCCUACAAGGGAACAAAUUAGAGAAAUGAAUCCAAACUACACUGAAUUCAAAUUCCCUCAGAUUAAGGCACAUCCAUGGACUAAGGACUCGUCAGGAACAGGACAUUUCACCUCAGGAGUGCGGGUCUUCCGACCCCGCACUCCACCAGAAGCAAUCGCACUAUGUAGCCGUCUGCUGGAGUACACCCCCACUGCCCGCCUGACUCCCCUGGAAGCAUGUGCGCACUCUUUCUUCGAUGAACUACGGGACCCAAAUGUCAAACUACCCAAUGGGCGAGAGAAACCUGCACUCUUCAACUUCACCACUCAAGAACUGUCAAGUAACCCAUCUUUGGCUUCGAUCCUCAUCCCUGCUCAUGCUCGGAAUCAAGCAGCUGCUUCAACCCCUACAAAUGCUACAGCAGCCUCAGAUGUUAAUGCAGGAGAGCGAGGUCAGACCAAUAACGCAGCUUCAGCAUCAGCCUCCAACUCCACCUGAAGUGGUCCCACGCAAGCCAGCUGCACAGGAAAAAUCACCAGUAAUUUGAGUCUUGCUCAGCAACACUGGUCACAUUUGGAAAGAAAAUUAAAAAGAGGAAAAAAACAAAACAAAACAAAACCCUGUUCAUUUUAGUGUUCAAUUUUUUUAUUAUUAUUAUUGUUCUUAUUUAACCUUGUAAAAUAUCUAUAAAUACAAACCAGUUUCAUUGUAUUCUCACUCUGCGGGGUCUCCAGGGCAAGGGAAUAGGUGGGGGGGAGAAGGGAAAGUGGAGCAAUAGAACACAUCAAUGUCUCUUCCCUUGACAAUCUCUUCGUAUGGAAAGUUUGCUGUUGUGUACUUCAGAACCAGGACUCUUGCCUCAUGCCCCCUCCCACAACAGAAAGAAGGAAAAAAACCUCAUUCUCUGCUGAUGUUUUUUUUUUUUUUUUUUUUUAUAACCUCUUUUUUUAUUUUCUUUUUAAGUGAAGUUUCAGACUUUGGUGUAGUGCACAGCUUGAAUUUGGUUGGGAGCUUAGCCGGGAUCAUUCAACAGAGCUAAGUGUUUCUUGUAAGUGAAUCCAUAUCUAGGCUAUCAGAAGAACUGCCUUUGGCAUGGUCUGGGAGGUGGGGAGGUGAUAGGACAAUAGGUAGCCCAGGGGGCGGGGGGUGCUUACUGUAUGUCUAAACUUGGAACUGCUAGUGGAAGACUUAUUUUAAAAAUUAGCGCUAGCAAUAGAGAAACCUGCAGCUUCAAUAUGGAAAAAAAGUCUAUCAAGUGGGAUAUAUAUAUUUAUAAUAUAUACACACAUGCAUGUCAAACACACCUGGUUAGCUUUAUUGAAGCAGCUUGUUUGCCUAGUCUGAGCUCCUCCACCAAGCCUUGGACUUUUUUGUUUUUAAAAGAGCCAUGUAGUGCAAGAGAAUGGCCAGUCAGCUCUAAUCUCCAGCAGAGAGAAGAUGAUGAAUGGAAUCCCACAGGAGGAGGGGGCAGGCGGAGUUAUGGGGCCUUUUGGAAAGUGGCCACUGUGAAAGCAUUUUUCAGUUUUUCGCUCUGAACGGGAUGCCCUUUCCCGAGAUGCACGCAGGAAAAGGACAUCAGGGUUUAUAAUGUGAACUGUAACAAUCUACUGGUUUAUUUGUAAUAUUUUUUUACUGCAGUUUGAGCUUGCAGAUUGCCACGCUCUAUAGAUCUAAUUUUAAAUCCACAGCUAGAAUCUGUAUUUAAUUUCAUCAUUUUAACCUCCUGCUUUUUUAUCUUUAUUUAUUGAUGCAUGUGGAGUUGCCAUUAUAAUGUUUUUACAUUGGUAGAAUACACAUCAAAGUGAUAUCAACAGUAACUUGUACCUGCUGACUUGAGGGGAAGCUGACUACAUAAGUGUGUGUAUAUAAUAUAAAUAGAUAUGUGUAUAACAU
Emys orbicularis (European pond turtle) is the source of this 2936-nucleotide messenger RNA. It is a transcript of the gene GSK3B, whose product is annotated as glycogen synthase kinase 3 beta. The transcript is spliced from 12 exons. Gene Ontology annotation, biological process: insulin receptor signaling pathway; negative regulation of canonical Wnt signaling pathway; regulation of neuron projection development. Gene Ontology annotation, molecular function: beta-catenin binding; tau-protein kinase activity; ATP binding. Gene Ontology annotation, cellular component: axon; nucleus; glutamatergic synapse. The record is from RefSeq and is a predicted model, not a curated record. Bases 240 to 1541 code for a protein of 433 amino acids. Lineage: Eukaryota; Metazoa; Chordata; Testudines; Emydidae.